Molecule: messenger RNA, 621 nt
Organism: Metopolophium dirhodum (rose-grain aphid)
Lineage: Eukaryota; Metazoa; Arthropoda; Insecta; Hemiptera; Aphididae
Exons: 3
Coding region: 1-621 (206 amino acids)
Source: RefSeq, a predicted model, not a curated record
AUGGAAGCACCUGCUGUAGCGAUCAACCAGUGUAUAGAGGGAUUAACAGUUGCUGGCAACGGAGCGUUAUCAUCCAUUGAUACAUUAAAAAAAACUAUAAGAAGAGUUAGACGUGAAAACGGACCACACAUUCCAAUUGCACCUUUGAAUAUUUUAUUUGAUUUGGAAAUUCCAAAUAGCUUUAAGGAAUAUGAAGUUGAGCCUGGUGUGUUUGAAAAUGUUCUAUUAUGUGAUAAAAGAGCUGGAAAUAAUAGAAUUCUUCUAUUUGGUCGACAGAAGGGUUUAGAAAUACUUUCGUUAUCUCAUCAAUGGUUUGUUGAUGGAACGUUUAAAAUAGCUCCAUCUCUAUUUUCCCAAGUAUUCGUGAUUUUAGGAUGUCACAAUGGAGGUGUUCGCCCUUGUAUCUAUGCAUUAUUGCCUAGCAAGAAUCAAGAAACUUAUACCCAGAUGCUUGUAGAGAUAAAAAAUUUAUCACUUGGUAUAAUUGCAGGAAGCAUAUCGGUGGACUAUGAAUUGGCUAUUCACAACGCUUUUAGGGCUGAAUUUCCCAAUAUAGAAAUUCGUGGCUGUUUUUUUUACCUCUUUCAAAAUGUAAAAAACAGAUUGGAGCUGCAGAAUUGA